Molecule: messenger RNA, 5343 nt
Organism: Acanthopagrus latus (yellowfin seabream)
Lineage: Eukaryota; Metazoa; Chordata; Actinopteri; Spariformes; Sparidae
Gene: gsk3ba
Product: glycogen synthase kinase 3 beta, genome duplicate a
Exons: 11
Coding region: 845-2122 (425 amino acids)
Biological process (GO): insulin receptor signaling pathway; regulation of neuron projection development; protein phosphorylation
Cellular component (GO): beta-catenin destruction complex; axon; cytoplasm
Molecular function (GO): ATP binding; tau-protein kinase activity; protein serine/threonine kinase activity
Source: RefSeq, a predicted model, not a curated record
AACCUCCUUCCACGAGAGCGGAGCCGCUCCCGUAACCCUUUACGGAAACGGUGUAGCUAACGUGCGCAGCGACAAAGACAGCGAGCCCGAAACCUAUGGGGAAGGAAUAAAAAAAGAAAUUCAGUAUCGUCGCACUCUUGUGCUUUAGGACUGUCAUUUCCGCUGGUCCAGGGUCUCGGCGAAGACACCGACAUUUGACGGCGGGGAGGGCGGAUUCAGAGCGAGCGCUGAGCCCGAGGAGCCGUUGAGGAAGACUGUGGCAACUGGCAGAUUUUCCGUUGGACGGUCUGUAGGCUAGUGUAUAGCGAGGGAGCCGCCAUGGCAGUCGGAUCAUUGAGCCUCCACAUCGGGAUAUGAAGAGGAACUGCAUGUGUCCCGAAUUGUCAGGAAAGCGCCGCAUUUACAUUUGAUCCGACCCGGAUCGGCUCUCUUACCGCUUGAUCUCGACCCUCCUCAUCGGUGUGAAAUUGAUUCCGCAGAAAGAAAUCGCGAUUGGUUUUAACCGGGGGGGCCACAGGGAGAGGCCAGAUUCAUGACUAUUUUGGCCGGAGACUUGUCUUCAGUGGCCCGCUGAGAGAAAAACCUGGAGCACAAGGAGUAAAUGAUGCUGUGAUUGGCCGUCGGUGGGAGAGAAAAGGGUAGUUUAUUAGGUGAACACGAACUCGAGUGAAGGAUCGUGGGGCGAAAGGGGGGGGAUCUCUUUCUGCCUGUCUUUCCUGUGAAUUUUAGUGUUAUUCAUUCACUGACAUCCUCUUUGGAUGAGAAGGUUCGGCGGAUCGAUCAGCCCCGCCGUUUAAGCAAGUCACCGUCUCCCGAGUCGAGAGAGAAUCAAAGGGAUCGGAUCAUGUCGGGUCGGCCCAGGACCACAUCCUUCGCGGAGAGCUGCAAACCAGUGCCGCAGCCCUCGGCUUUCGGCAGCAUGAAAGUCAGCAGAGAUAAAGAUGGCAGCAAGGUAACAACAGUCGUGGCCACUCCAGGCCAAGGCCCUGACCGGCCACAGGAAGUCAGCUACACGGACACUAAAGUCAUCGGCAACGGCUCGUUCGGCGUCGUCUACCAGGCUAAGCUCUGCGACUCUGGAGAGCUGGUGGCCAUCAAGAAGGUCCUUCAAGACAAGAGGUUUAAGAACCGUGAGCUCCAGAUCAUGAGGAAGCUGGACCACUGCAACAUAGUCCGCCUGCGCUACUUCUUCUACUCCAGUGGAGAUAAGAAAGAUGAAGUGUAUCUGAAUUUGGUUCUGGAUUACGUUCCUGAGACUGUCUACAGAGUGGCCAGACACUACAGCCGAGCCAAACAGACUCUGCCCAUGGUUUAUGUCAAGUUGUACAUGUACCAGCUGUUUAGGAGCCUGGCAUACAUCCAUUCGUUCGGGAUCUGUCAUCGGGACAUCAAGCCCCAGAAUCUGCUGCUGGAUCCAGAAACCGCCGUGCUCAAGCUCUGCGACUUCGGCAGUGCUAAGCAGCUGGUCCGCGGGGAGCCCAACGUGUCCUACAUCUGCUCUCGCUACUAUCGAGCCCCUGAGCUAAUCUUUGGCGCGACUGACUACACUUCCAGCAUAGAUGUGUGGUCAGCCGGCUGCGUGCUGGCAGAGCUGUUGCUAGGUCAGCCAAUCUUCCCUGGUGACAGUGGAGUGGAUCAGCUGGUUGAAAUUAUCAAGGUCCUCGGCACCCCGACCCGAGAGCAGAUCCGUGAGAUGAACCCCAACUACACCGAGUUCAAAUUCCCUCAGAUCAAGGCACACCCUUGGACUAAGGUGAGUCAACAGGUGUUCCGGCCGCGUACGCCUCCAGAGGCCAUCGCUCUGUGCUCCCGCCUGCUGGAGUACACGCCCACGGCCCGCCUCACCCCUCUAGAGGCCUGCGCACACUCCUUCUUCGACGAGCUGCGCGACCCCAACGUCAAACUGCCCAACGGGAGAGAGAAGCCCUCGCUGUUCAAUUUCACCACCCAGGAGUUAUCCAGUAAUCCCUCUUUGGCCUCCAUACUCAUCCCUGCACACGCCCGCAGCCAGGCCGCUGCCUCCACCCCAACCAACGCCUCUGCCACCACAGAUGGAAGCAGCACAGAGCGAGGCCCCAGCACCACCACCGCCUCUGCCUCGGCCUCCAACUCCACCUCCUGAGCCCACAGACCACCCGCCCUGCCCCGGUCUCAGCCCCAGCCCACGGCCUCUCCAUUGCCCCGGCCGGGGGGGUGAGCUCCGCUCCGCUCAGCACUGCUCUGCUCUGCUCUCCUCCCUGACAGCAGCGGAGUGAUGCCGACGCAGUCCGGGUUCAACAGCUAGCCAACAGCCCCAUGCCACGACCACAAAACCAAGCAUCCCCGAUCUGCCUCUUUUAUCCCCCGACUGGCCCCUCACCCAGCUGUUUGAACUCUUUUCCAUCCUCCGUCAAAGACAUCUCUCCGUGCCCUUUCAACGGUGGAGAAGUGAAGCGAGGGGCCAGAGGUGUCGUCGACUGUACUAUUGAUAAAAGUACACUGUACAUGUAUACACAAUGCUAGCCUGCUAAUGUUUGUAAGAGGACAAUCUGUAGAAAAAAGUCCUAAGCUGUUCCCCUUGGCCCCCUUCUCCCCCCCCCCACAUUGAUCCAUUUUUCUGCAACCUCAUCCUUCGACCCCUGUCCCCCCCCUCAACCCUCCCUCUCUCUCUCCUUUGGUUCCUUCUGUAGUGCAUGGCCUGAGUAUGGUUAGGAUCACCCGGGGGUCACUCCCACCCUUUCACUUCUCACAUCCACUUCCGCAAGACAAGGCAUGAGGCUCGCGCACGGGUAUACACACAUACACACUCAUAAACACACAUCCUCACACACAUGGAUGCAUGAAGAUCCUGAUGUAUGUGGAAAGAAGCAGUCCACUUGCAAAGGGGAGGUAACAUUUGGACAGGUUGUUUCUUUUCUUUUUUUUCUUUUCUUUUUUUUUUUUUUGCCCAGGGUUGUUUUUAAAUGGUUAGCAAACUGUUUUGCUCGACCUUGUUUUUAAUUUUAUUUUCACUUUUCUGGAUUUGUACUCCUGGGCAGAUGUUUUUUUUUUUUGUUUUUUGUUUUUUUUUUGGAUUGCCAUGUGCGAUGGAUGUGACAUGUAUCUGGUCCUGUGUGCUUGUACAAUAUAUACAUACAAUACAAAAACAAACAUGCAUACAUACACAGUUUAUAUAUUACUUUUCCUUAUGUAUAAAAAGUAUAUAUAGAUAUAUGUAUAUUAACUACAAUGGUUCAGAAAUCAUUUAUGGUGAGCUCAUAUCUGGCAGAGCAGUGGCAAUAUUUGCCGCUGCCUAAAGACAAUAGAUUUAGCUAAGGUGGUGUUUUGUUUCUUUCUGUUGCUGGAGUGUUGUAAUAUUCCAGCAGUCUCUUCCCUGUUCUCCUGUGUCGUCUGUUUUAAGGCUGUAGAUGGAUUUUAGGGCAACGCUCUAUUCCCCAUCUUUCUACCGACCCUGUCUGUAACAGUGUUGCUGUGGCAGUGCAGUGUCUAGACAAACGUCUAGUUCUUCCUCUUCCUCGCUCCGUCUCCGUGAAGAAUUUCAAGAUUUUCCCAGACACUUUUUUUCUUCCUUAGAGAAGUCGUCCCGGCGGACCGCCUCACGUGUUUGUGACCACUGACUGAAGUGUUAGCCCUAAGCGUUGUUUUUUUUCCUCCCCCCUCUCCUCCACCUGCCGCACGUAGAGCCACUCGGUACAGUAUGUCGAAGCGUCUUAUUUACAGAGAAUACUCACUACAUUUUAAGAUAAAGAAAAGGAAAAAAAAGAAAAGAAAAAAAGUUGUAUAUACAGUAUAAAUGCUCCUCACCAAAAUUCUGACUUGUAUGACUUGUACGUUGUUUUUUUUUUUUUUUUAUGUUGUUACGUUGAUUUUUUUUUUUCCCAUGUUGUGUUCAAAGGUAUGUAUAUAUGCAGACCCAUGUACUGUUUAUGAGCAAAAACAAAGAUGACAAAGGGUAGGGAAAGAAAUGAAAAACACUUAGAAAAAAAAAAAGAAAAAGAGAAAAAGAGAAUCAGGGCAAAACUGAUGUUGUUUAUGGAUAUUGUAGAUGAUGAUGAUGAUGAUGAUGAUGAUCAGCUUUAUCCAGCCAUAUGUUCAAUCUUACCUGUACAGUACAGUAGAUGACAGCUGUAUUAUUGUAACAAGAACUAGUCAUGUAUAGUGUAACUAUAGUUUGGAGUGCCUUUGCUUUCAUACAUCUUCGCCUUGUCCCCCCUCCCUCCCCCUCCUCACCCAGCCCCUGCCAUCAACUCCCCACCCCCGAUAUUGUGACUCUCCCUUUGGUGCUGUUGAAUGUCCUGCUAUCCUGCGACACGUGCGCACACACAAGCACACUCUUCCACUUGAUUUUCAAGCCCCUACCCCACCUCUCUACUCGCACCUCUUCCGCCCCCCUUUUUUUUCAUUGCACACUUAAUGUAAUAUACAGACAUUGUUAAUCGUAAGGAUAUUUUUUCCUUAAACUGAAGAUACAGUAGACAAGUGUUUUAUUUUUUAGAUGUUUUAUCUCGGACAAACACACACAUGCACGCACAAACAUGUAUACCACAGUCCUGGCACGGACUCGAGGGGCAUGAAGUGUGUAAGGGGGCGGGCGGAUGGAUAGCUGAGGGGUGUUGUGGAUGACAGCAGGGGGUUGAAAAGGCCUCGUAUACUGUAUAUAUACAAUACAGUACAGUUUCUGUAUUACUCACGGUGUUGGUUCUGUUACCAAAGCCAAACUAAGAUGUAGUUGUGAUGAGCCAUCCUCAGAGGCAGUCAUGAUGUAUUCUGUCUAUUCUUCUUCUUCUUCUUCUCUCUGGAUAUUUCGUUGUCUCUCUGUCCUCUCUGCUUGUUCUCUCCUCCCCGUCUGCAUAUCCGGGGGGAAUUCAGUAGCACCUAAAGGGGUCGAGUCAUGUAGCCUCUCUCCUGUCUCCUGCUUGCUGUAAUUUCGCAUUCAUGAACGUGUUGCUACCACCAGACAGUUUAAAAACGACCUUACCCUACCCCGGACACCAGUUCAAUAAAAACACCACAAAAGGUUACCAAAAAAGAAGACAGGCGAGUACAUAUGCUAGUACAACGUGUUAUACUAGCAUAUACACUUGUUUAAAUAUGCUACCUGGGGUUAAAGAAAAGAGAAAUCAUAUAAAAUACAACAUCCUGUAUAACAGUACUACUACUUGAAUGCCUAUGUUUGUGACUGAAAUUUUUAUUUCAUUUGUUCUUUUUUUUGUUUUGUUUUGUUUUUUGUUUGUUUGUUUUUUUUGUUCUGUGAAGGUAUGCUAAAUGUGCACCUCUGUAAAUAUUCCCUCUGCGUGCUCUGAGGAAUAGUUCCCUGGUACUGUAAUUUGCAUUAAAUAAAGAGUAGGAUAGCCUGGAAAUGAU